AUGGAGGAUCGGAUACAGAAUGGCUCCGGCAACACCCCGUCCGCUACCGCGGCCGAGCCGCGAGACCUGGUUCCUCCUCCUCCUCCUCCAGGGCGCACUCUCCUGCCAGCCCCCGUCGCCACCGCCAUCAGCCUGUGGACGCGCUCCACCAGCCUCGCGCUUCGAGUCGGCACCGUGAUUGGCGGCUAUGGCUUCGGCGCGGCCAAGGCGACCACCCUGUCCAGCCUCGAGAUCGGCCGUGGCAUUAUAGAAGGCAUUCUGCACCGGGCCGGAUCCGAGUCCCUUUCCAGGUCCAACUCAGAUCUGGGCAGGGCUGAUGCAGAGACCAUCAUGGAACGGAGCCUCGAGAGCCUGCACAUCGCGAUGUCCCAGGUCGUCUUCUGGACCACCGCCGGCUUCAACCUGACCACCACAACCCUAUCUGCCAUCUCCGAGGUGUCUCAGUUGACUCUGUCCUAUCUUGACUCGAUUCUCGGCUCGACAGAGUCCUCGAGAGCCAUCGCUAGCAUUAUCACUCUGAUACGGCGCGAGUUUAACAACCCAGCUACCGGCCAGCCGGGCGAGCACGUUGGGGUCUUUGAUCUCAUCGUUGGCAUGGUGGGGUUGGCAUAUUUCCAGGGAUGGGCCUGGAGGCUCAUUGUGCAGGAGAACCAGCGCCUGCAGGUCGACGAGAUACUAUGGGAUGUCGUGAUCAUUAACGACGAAGAAACGCUGGAUUACAGCAAGGUUGAGGAUGGGAAGCAAGUUGAUAGCAAUGGACUGGAGCCAGGGCCUAACGAGAAGGUGAUACAGACCAUCCAGCAGCACGAUGCCGCUGACAGCAGCGACGGUGAAGACGAUCUCCCCGAAAUACGGCUCAAGCAGCAGAUCAUGCGUACCCUACCAGCUGGUGCCAAAGUAUCAAUCAUGACUGAGACCAAGACUACCAAGACCAUCACUGUCGACGUGUCUGGCACACAGCCCAGCGCUCUGGCACCACCUGCGGGUGUUGAGCUUAUUGAAGAGACCCGUCUGCGGCCGGUCUCGUCUCAAGGGAACCGUCGUUGGUCGAUAUCAUCAGAUCAGCUUCUACAGGGAUCAAGUCCCCUCGAUUCUACUUAUCGGGUUGUCUACCGAGUUAACAAAAACAAGCUCAGAAGCACGGAGAUGGCCAGGGGCGCUGAGGAAGUCGAGGUGCCUCGGUUCGUGGAGCAGAUUGACUCGGAUACCGAACAAAUCUUUGACGACCAGGUGGUUUCUGAUGAGGAGAAGGAGGACUUACCGCCCUCGCCGCCUCCGAAGUCUCCACGCCAUGACACCUGGGCCGAAGAACUUCCGCCAGCGGCUGAGAAACCACCUGUUCGUUCCCGCUCAAAGAAGGGUCGAAAAUCUCCUGGUCUCAGUCGCAAAGCAAGCGUCGACAAGACCUCACAGAUACCCCUACCAAGGCAGAGCCCGGAGACUUCUGCAAAUCAAAAACGACCGAGGAUGCCAGUAUCACCUCCGGCCUCGACGAGCAGUAUCGAGAAUCCACGCAAGAAGCAGCAGUCGAUGUCGAAAUUGUUGUCGAAGAAGACAAAAGGUGACACAACACCGCCUGGCUCAGCGAAACCACCAAACGAGAAGAAAGGAGGCCUGCGCAAUGUUCUGAAAAAGGGUUCAGGAACCACACUGGCCAGUCUCGUCGCCAAAGAUGGGAAGGAUGCUGUGUCCUCGAACACACCAGUGGCCCCAAAGGGGAAGCAGCAGCCCGUGAAAGAUCUACGUCGUGGGCCAGCGCAGCUCCAUCAGAAGCCGACAUCGUCCACUACAAAAAAGCAGCUGUCUGUCCCAAAUCGUGACUCUUCUAUGGUCCCAAGGCGAGAAGCACCUCGCCCGCCUCACGGAGGAGCGCCCAGGAAUCCACUCACAUCACGAGCACUCGCCGAAUACGAAGCCAGCGGCGCAGUACCACGUAGUCCAUCUCGAGCAAGUUACAUAUCUAUCCACGAGCGGAGGCGGGACUCGCUAGUCUCGCAGACGGACACUUUCUCUAUCCAUUCUGUAGAGCCUCAUCUUCGACCCGUAUCGCCUGCCUACAACCGCAGCCCCAUAUCCAAAUCCAAAUCGGAAAGAGAUAUUGUCGACAGACAGCUGCCUCCACCGUCGCCCUCGCGAAACCAUAGACGAGUCGUGUCUCAAACAUACUCACCAAGUAUAUAUACGCUGAAAACUGCAGGUUCUCAAAUGUCUCUCGUACCAUACCACCAUCGCAGCCCCUUUGGCGAUGCCGAGGCUCUUGCUACACUCCGUCGCACAGGUAGCAUCGACACGACAUUCCCACGCUUCCACCUCCUUCGAAACAUCACGCGCUACAUGCGAUUUUCCUCCGCCUCCUACGGCUCCAGCUUCCUCAAGGUCUUCGGCAUAUCCAAGUCGAUGCCACCCGUGCUCAAGGCCCUCGACGAUACCCACCACGAACUCCGCAUGUUUGCCCAUCACACCCAAUCUCAGCCUCAAUCUAUUCUAUUAUCGUCUUUUGUUGAUCCUCAGGGCGGUAGUGACUCUUCAGGGGCGACCGAGACAGGCGUGCCACUUGUGCACUAUGUCUCCCUGGAUGACGAGUCGAAAGCCGUCGUAUUGGCCUGCCGUGGGACACUGGGAUUUGAGGACGUCCUGGCCGAUAUGACAUGCGACUACGACGACCUCGUCUGGCGUGGGAAGAGCUACAAGGUCCACAAGGGGAUCCAUGCCUCUGCGAAAAGACUCUUAUACGGCGGCGACGGAAGGGUGCUGGUCACCAUCAAGGCCGCCCUCGAGGAGAAUCCAGACUACGGACUCGUCCUCUGCGGCCACUCCCUCGGCGGCGCCGUCACUGCCCUGCUAGGCGUCAUGCUCAGCGAGCCGAUAGACGGCGGCACGUCCUUCGUGACGUCCGACGAGCCGCACAGCCGCCUCCUGACAUACCCGGGCUGCCCCACACCCGACGCCACCUCGCAGCAGCAGCGGCAGCCACACAUCUGCCUACCGCCCGGCCGCCCGAUCCACGUCUACGCCUACGGCCCGCCGGCGACUAUGUCGCCGUCGCUGCGCACCGCAACGCGUGGACUGAUCACCUCAGCCGUGCACGGGCAGGACCUGGUGCCGUACCUGUCACUCGGGGUACUGCACGACUUCCAAGCGGUGGCGCUGGCGUUCAAGACGGACAACGCGGAGGCCAAGCAGGAGAUCAAGCAGCGCGUGUGGGAGGCGCUGCAGGGCGGACUGAUGGACAAGUGGCGCGGUGGCGGCGCGGCGGCGGCAGGCGGCAGCGGCAGCAGGAAUAGGGCCGCGGGCGCCGUCGAGGACGAGGAGUGGGCCUUUGCCGCGUUCAAGACGCUCCGCGCCAGCAUGAUGAGCGAGAAGCUCCUCCCUCCCGGGGAGGUGUUUGUCGUCGAGACGGAGAAGGUGCUGCGGAGGGACGCGUUCGUGGGAUCUGACGGUGGUGGUGGGCCGCAGCAGCAGGACGGUGAGAAGGGAAAGCAGCAGCAGCAACAGAAGUCGUUCAAGUAUGUCGGCCGCCCCGCCAGGAGGAUCGUACUCAAGUAUGUCAGGGACGUGGAGGCGCGGUUCAGGGAGGUACGGUUCGGUGCCACCAUGCUUACGGACCACAACCCUGCCAAGUACGAGGACGCGCUCGAUGGGUUGCGGUUUGGGGUUGUUGAGUCUUGA
Molecule: messenger RNA, 3669 nt
Organism: Diaporthe amygdali
Lineage: Eukaryota; Fungi; Ascomycota; Sordariomycetes; Diaporthales; Diaporthaceae
Product: lipase
Exons: 1
Coding region: 1-3669 (1222 amino acids)
Biological process (GO): lipid metabolic process
Source: RefSeq, a predicted model, not a curated record